AUGGCUCAUAUGUUGAGAGGAGCUUCUUCAGUCAACUUGGAGACUGAGAGCGUUGGUGGCUGUUCCAAUACAACCAGCGCUGCUUCCGAAAUGCGUCUUAAGAGCAACGUCAGGACUCUAUAUGAGCGUAUGCAAGCAGCUCUGCGUCAUGGCAGACGGAAGCAGAAACGUGGGCUGGAAAUUUCUGGGCCAUUUGAUCUUAAAAAGGAGCCCGUUUUGCUCCCCGGCAUUUCUCAAGAAGAACUCUGUAUUCUUCGAGAAAAAGCUGCCGCUAGUCAGAUCGGUGUUGCAGAAGACUCCAUGUUUCCGGACCCGUCGUCAAGCCUACCUCGGCCAAUACGUUCCCGAUCUCCUUAUCGGAGCCCUUCGCCGUAUUCGAUUGUCUCUGUUCAGCAGCAGUCGAACUGA
Molecule: messenger RNA, 408 nt
Organism: Trichoderma asperellum CBS 433.97
Lineage: Eukaryota; Fungi; Ascomycota; Sordariomycetes; Hypocreales; Hypocreaceae
Source: RefSeq, a predicted model, not a curated record